Notolabrus celidotus (New Zealand spotty) is the source of this 3617-nucleotide messenger RNA. RefSeq names its product MICAL-like protein 1. Lineage: Eukaryota; Metazoa; Chordata; Actinopteri; Labriformes; Labridae. Gene Ontology annotation, molecular function: protein binding. Bases 505 to 3183 code for a protein of 892 amino acids. The transcript has 15 exons. The record is from RefSeq and is a predicted model, not a curated record.
GCCCCCCAGUGGAAAUGAUCACGCACUUCAGUAAACGUGGACCACAACACACAGGACUCAGGAGAGUAACCUGAUUUAUACUAACAUCCGUUUUACUGGAUUCACAGAGAGUCCUCGGAGUUCUGCUGAAGUUCUGAAUCCGGAUUACAGGAUUUAAAGUUUCUGUGGUGGUUUGUAGUGAACAGGGACUCUGUCUGCCGUCAGAAGGGGGACCGUUAGAGACUGGAGUGUGUCUGUAGACUCUGGAGCCAUGAAUCCGCCUCACAUGCGCCCAAAGCUGAGUCUAACCUGACCCAGAGCAGCAGGACCGGAGACAAAGGGCUUCCUCUCCCCGCCUCCAGGUUCGGGUCUCUCAGAGUCUCUGCUGUCAACACGUCUGUGCAAGAAGAUGCUCGUUUCCUGUUUCCUCUGCACCUUCAGACCAAAUCCGCUUCAUCUGGUUUCUUCUGAUUCAGGACUCAGAGCCAUGUUCAUUCAGCAGACCUGUCACAUCUCUCGCCUGGAAUGACAUCACCCAAGGCUCUGAGGGACUGGACCCGGGUCACCUGCUCCAGCUACCCCGACCUGGAGAUCAAGAACAUGUCCACCUCGUUCAGAGACGGACUCGUGUUCUGUGCGAUCAUCCACAGACACAGACCGGACCUGCUAGAUUUCAGCUCGCUCUCCAAAGAUAACGUUUAUCAGAAUAACAAACUGGCGUUUGAGGUCGCUGAAACAAAGCUGGGGAUCCCUGCGCUGCUGGACCCGAACGACAUGGAGUCCAGCAGAGUGCCUGACUGUUUGAGCAUCAUCACGUAUCUCUCCCAGUAUUAUCACUUCUUCAACAGGAAGUCCUACGCAGGUCCUGUGAGUUUGAAGCCAUCACAUGUCUCCCUCCUAAACAGCCUCACCAAGAGUAAAUCCCCCGCUGGUCUGAAGCCCCGUAAGAGCUUGGCUGAUCUGAAAACCUGCAGAGAGGACUGCUUGUCCAGCACUCGACCCCGGACCGUGUGCACUCUGUGUUUUAAGCCGGUCCACCUCAUUCAGAGACACCUGAUAGACGGGAAGGUCUACCACCGCAGCUGCUUCAGGUGUAAGGUGUGUCACAGCGCUCUGUUAGUGGGGUCAUACUCACAGGAGAGUGAGGCCGGGUUCUUGCUCUGCACGCAUCACACAGCCGACAGUAAGAGAGCGUGUGUUGACCUCGGCCAGCAGAGAGGACGUUCAGAGGAUCCGCUCAGGUGUAAGUUCGAGGAGGGUUACUUUUCUCUGGGGGGAUCACGGAUCAGCAGCGUCCCUCAUUAUACUGAAACAACAGAGUCAGAGGACGGACUGGUUCCAGAGACCGAGGGGAGCAGAGAGCUGACAGACAGAGACGACAGACUCUUUGCUGCUGGGCUGAAGAGCAAGGUGAAGAAGCCGGCGCGUCAUCAUCUUCCUCCGAUCUCUAGUCAGCACCGUGCAGCAGGUGAGGCUGGACCUGCAGACACUCCAGACCUCUCCGAGUCCUCGUCACCUCCAGGAGAAGCUGCAGACAGGUGUCGACCCGUCCCAGCACCCAGGCGAAUGUUGGACCCAGCUGCAGGACCGAGAGCAGGAAAUGCCAGAGACCCAAAUAAAAGCUCACCUUCUUCAUCACAAGCCUCCAGCAGUGGAAGCCCCAAAGUCAGAUCCAACCAUCCAUGGCUGACCAUCGUCCACCCAGGACCCUGGACACAACUCCCCCCGGCUCCGGCUCCCAUACCGGCUCCCCGAACCAAAUUCAGCUUGAGGUACCGACCCAGAGUUAUUCCCCCGAAUCCAUUUGCAGAGGACAUGAAAGAGGACGCCGUGGACCAGGGACCACCGAGAACUGUCCCUCUCAACCCGUUUGCAGAUGAUAUGGAAGAGGACAACGUGAAUCAGGGUCUGUCCAAAACUGUUCCUCUCAACCCGUUUGCAGAAGACAUGGACGAGGUGGACGAGAGCUUAGCUGGACUUGCUCCUCUGAAUCCGUUUGCUGAGGACCUGGAUGUUGACUCUGUGGUCGAAAGCACGAAACCAGCUGCUGCAGACCAAAGGAAGCCUUCAGUGGCAGCCGGAUCGUCAGGGAGCAGCAGUGUGUCAGAUAAACCAGAGAACAGGGAUGCUGUGGUCUGCUCUGAGCACACCGAAGAUGUCUCCUCCCCUUCUGUGACAUCAGACCCUCAGGAGGCCGCAGAGGAAGCGCUCGCCGUGACCCUCGCCGUGACUCUCGCCGUGCAGACUUCAAGUCAGCCGGUGGGAGACGUGAGUGAAGGGGGCGUGACCGUCCAGCAGGAACCAGGUAACAUGGGAGGGUCUCUGCAGAACGUGACUGAAGCAGCAGCGGCGUGGCCGCGUGAAGCUCCAGAGGAAGCUCAGGUUUAUAUUUUACCCAGAAGUCUCUCUGUUCCGGCGAUCACGCAGACACGCUGUCACAGCUCCUCGCUGCCUGUGGACUUGGAUGAGGCUCGUGGAUACGAUCAGGUGUCGUCGUCUGAGAGUAAGCUGUCCUGCAAAGAGAAUCCGUUUGAUCGAAAGUCUGCGAUGCCCAAAUCAAAGACCUUCCAGUCCCUCUCCUCCAGACGAGGCCCCGCCCCCGGACACGGAUUCCCCCUCAUCAGGAGGAAGGUGCAGACGGAUCAGGACGUUUCCACAGACGACCUGAGGGGGGAGAUGAGAGAGCUGGACAAACACCUGCAGACGCUGGAGCAGAGAGGAGUCCAGCUGGAGAGGAAUCUGAGAGACGGAAAGAACGAUAAAGAGGAGGAGCAGAUGCUGAUGGAGUGGUUCUCUCUGGUCCAUGAGAGGAACGUUUUAGUGCGCAGAGACACAGAGCUGGUUUACCUGACGAAGCAGCAGAAGUUAGAGGAGAGACAGGCUGAUGUGGAGUAUCAGCUCAGGUGUCUCCUGAAUAAACCAGAGGGCGACUGGAGCGAACAAGAGCGAGGUCAGGAGCAGCAGCUGAUGGACGAGCUGGUCACCGUCAUCGAGGAGAGGAACCAGAUCAUCAGCAGCUUGGAUCAGGACCGGCUGAGGGAGAGAGAGGAGGACAUGCUGUUAGAAACCGUGAUGAAGGACAAAGAGCUCCAGAAAGAAGGACUGAAGGACCUGAAGAAGUCAAAAGGAAAGUUCAAACCAAUUAAAGUUUUUAAGUUGUUGAACCAUAAAGCAGACGAGUCCAAAGACAACGUGAAGAGCUGAAGAUCUCUCACGACCACAGAGACCCUGAGUCAUCAAGAUGCAGCUGACGUGAGACGAUGAAGACGAUGAAGACGAUGAAGACGAUGAAGACGAUGAAGACGAUGAAGACGAUGAAGAUGAUCAGAGAGACGUUUUUUAGUUUCAUGUUGAAAUGCAGCUCGGCAGCUGAGACAGAAUACUUGUUCUCCCCUGGGUUUCUUCACCCGUCCUGUCUCCUGUACACAGUCAAUAUUUAUAUUUUAUACUGUUUCUUACUCUGAGAUAACGUACGCUAAAAUAUGUUUCAAAGCUGUACACCUGUUUUUGAAGGAGGAUUGUUCAUUCUGUAAAUAAAGUUUUUAUCUCCAGCUUGUUUAUUUACGAUGUUGAGUCAGUAGAAACAAACUUCAUCUGUGUUUCAUAAUAAAGAAAAGGUUCACAGCUACAGACCCAAA